UUCCCAUCAUCACGUCGCCCGUCCUCGUGAAAACCGUCGCCAGUCGCGAUCGAGCGUUCUCCAGGUGCUAAGCAACGAAAGCGGCACCAUGGAUCCUGCAUUCAAACACUCGUGCCAUUUUUCGCUUUUUUGACUGACACGGUGACAUAUCACUUUAAUUUCUGACUGACAACGAUGGCGUAUCCGUUGCCCCUGAGCUGUUCGCCCCGCGUCAACCAGGUGCUGGACAAUCAACUGACGGCUUCGACGAUGGCCACCAAUCUUCUCGCGCCAGUGAAAACCGAACAGGAAAUACUGGAAAACUCGAUGUUGGAGGACGAUCCGAACGCCAACUGUGCGGCCACUUCGCCUCCUCUGGAGAGUUUGGGACCCAGGUGGGGCCCGCAGCAUAAGGGUGCUCAAGAACUUGCUAACCUCUACAGCACCGGAAAAAGGACACAAGAAUGCAUAUGCGUUGGGAUAUGCUUGACAUUGAUGGCUGUUAACUUAAUUUUUAUACUAUUCCAUAUAAAACUACAAAACUUAAGUGCCAUUAUGGUGGCGGCCUUUUGUGGAAUUGUCACCGCCGAUUUCGGGUCUGGCUUUGUGCACUGGGCGGCGGAUACGUGGGGCUCCAUUGAGCUACCAGUAAUUGGAAAGAACUUCUUGCGUCCAUUCCGUGAACACCACAUCGACCCAACCUCAAUAACCCGGCACGAUUUCAUAGAAACCAACGGUGAUAAUUUCAUGGUUACUAUACCGUUCCUUGCCAGGAUGGUAUGGGAUUUUAUAACGCUUUCUGAGGAUGAUGUUCAGAUGAAGUUUACAUGGAAUUGUUAUGUUUUCUUACUAGCUAUAUUUGUCGCUAUGACGAACCAGAUUCACAAAUGGUCCCACACUUAUUUUGGCCUGCCCAGUUGGGUGGUUUUUCUACAAGAAAUGCACGUCAUCCUGCCGAGAAGACAUCACAGAAUACAUCACGUCGCACCUCACGAGACCUAUUUUUGCAUAACCACGGGCUGGCUAAACUGGCCCAUGGAAAAGCUUCACUUUUGGACAGCACUUGAAGUCCUUAUCGAAGCUGUAAGCGGUCUGAAGCCCAGGGACGACGAUUUAAAAUGGGCGAAAAAGGGAACGUGAUUGUGAAAUUUCGGACGUGUCUUACUUUAUUUUUAAGUGCACCACACUCAGGUCUCUAGCACAAGUGGUUUACCAAGUUGUUUUGCCCAUUUUGCAAAAUGAUAUUGCAAAUAAAUAGAUUACCUCAGGAUUUUUGAAAUCUAGUCUGACAUAUCAAAAU
Molecule: messenger RNA, 1279 nt
Organism: Brassicogethes aeneus
Lineage: Eukaryota; Metazoa; Arthropoda; Insecta; Coleoptera; Nitidulidae
Source: the annotation of a GenBank genome assembly